AUGAGUGUGCGCACCUCUUUGCACAUCGAUGGAAUGACGUGCUCGGCGUGCACGGCUGCGGUCGAGGACUGCCUACGGCAGAUAGACGGCGUCGAGGCCGUCCAGGUGGCCCUAAUUACGGAGGAGGCUCUGGUCGAGCACUCACACACCGUCCAGACGUCGGCUCUCCAGCACGCCGUCGAGGAUAUAGGCUUCGGAGCGAGCGUGAUAGCCUCGGAGAACGCGGCUACAGAAAUCCGCACGUCAUAUGUCACCAUUGGAGGCAUGACGUGCAGUUCUUGUGUCAACGCCGUGACGGAUGCCCUAAAAAAGGUGGACGGAGUCCGGGCUGUGCAGGUUUCGCUUCUGACCGAGCAGGCCACUGUGACACAUACGUGUGAGGCUAGCAGGCUGUGCGAGGCCGUGGAAGACUGUGGGUUCGAGGCCAACCUGUUGGAAACGAAGAAUGAGCAGGCUAUCAACGACAACGAGUCGCUGACUCUGAAAAUCUACGGAAUGACGUGCUCGAACUGCUCGAACUCGAUCGAAGACGCGGUCAUGAAGCUGGACGGCGUUGUCAGCUGUCAGGUGGCGCUGGCUACCGAGGAAGCACGGAUUGUUUACGACACAAAUCGUACUGGCAUAAGAAAAAUCAUGGAGGUUAUAGAGGACUGCGGAUUUGACGCUAUCUUGAACUCGAACUUGGAUUCCGCAUCGCAACUCGAGCUGCUGCUGAAGGUCAGAGACGUAGCCUACUGGCGACAGACGUUUCUGAAAAUGGUGGCUUUCGGGUUCCCGAUAUUCUUCCGUCACCACAUAUGGCCGCUGAUAGCCAUGAUACUGCACAUCCAUUGGACUCCCAUUGUGCUGUAUCACGGCCUCUUUCUCGAGACUCUGUUUGAGUUUUGUCUCGGCUCAUACAUACAAUUCUGGCUUGCUCGACGGUUCUACAUCAACUCGUACAAAGCCAUCAGGCAUCGCAACGGUACCAUGGACCUUCUAAUAUGUGUUUCCACCACCACUGUCUACGUCUAUUCCACAUGCUCCAUUUUGAACGCCAUUUUCCAUGAUGCUCAAAAGCCCGCUUCCGUCCUGUUCGACACUUCUGCCAUGCUCUUCAUAUUUGUGUCUCUCGGCAAAUGGAUAGAAUCCAAGGCCAAGGGUAACACAUCUACUGCUCUUUCGAAGCUUUUGUCCCUAACACCGUCCAUGUGCACGAUUCUCGAAAACCCUGACGACCUCAACUCGACCCAGAAAGAGAUAAGCACCGACCUGCUCCAGAAAAACGACGUGGUGGUGCUCCAUCCCGGUGGAAAAGUGCCUGCCGACGGCGAGUGUGUCUACGGGUCCUCAGAGGUCGACGAGGCGCUUUUGACGGGAGAAAGCGUUCCUGUGGUCAAAAGAAUCGGCUCCAAGCUGUACGGCGGGUCCAUCAACGUCGCGUCGCCUUUGUACAUGCGUGUCGAGGUGAUUGGCGAGAAAACGCACCUGUCGCAGAUUGUCAAGCUUGUGAGAGACGCCCAGAUCACCAAGGCGCCGGUCCAGAAAUUUGCCGACGUGAUUGCCGGCAAGUUUGUCAUUACAAUCUUGGUCCUAUCGCUGCUCACGUUUACUUUCUGGUGUGUCUACAUUUUCUGCCAGCCUGCCGACAAAGUGCCGGCAUUUUUCGUCGAUAGUGACACUGGGAACAUUGUUUUCUCCAGAAUCUUGCAAAUCGCAAUAUCUGUCGUCGUCGUGGCAUGUCCGUGUGCGCUCGGGCUGGCCGCGCCGACGGCGGUGAUGGUUGGUACCGGCGUUGGGGCCACGAACGGAAUUUUGAUCAAGGGUGCUGACAUACUGGAAAAAGCGAGCGGCAUCAACUGUGUCGUUUUCGACAAGACAGGCACCAUCACGUCGGGCAAGAUGCGCGUGUCGAAUUACCACUUUAUCGGUGACAUGGACGAGAAACUAGUCUGGAGCAUAGUUCAUGCCAUAGAGUACGAUAGCGAGCACCCUGUCGGGAAAGCGCUGGUUUUGGGAGCCACUGCUCGCACCUCGCUGCUUGCCGUCGAGGUCACUAAGGUGCACAACAUUGUGGGUCUUGGCUUGGAGGCCCAGACUAGGCUGGACGGUCAGGACUAUAAUGUUGCCAUAGGAAACGGCCAGCUGAUGAAGGAGAAAAAAAUCGACAACUCGGCCGACUUUCUCGACUGCUGCAAGCGCCUCAACAACCCGCACAUCUCCACGUUCUCGCACAUUCUUGUCAACGACAAGUACAUCGGCUACGUCGAAUUGGCCGACACGCUCAAAUCCGACGCUGCCAGCACCGUUUCUGCGCUCAUCGACCGCGGCUUCACCGUUGCUAUGGUGACGGGAGACAACGUGCAGACUGCACGUGCCGUUGCGCAGGCUGUGGGCAUCCCGCUGAUGAACGUUUUUGCUCAGGCCCAGCCUGACGACAAGCUGCGCGUGGUGGAUCAGAUGCAAAAACACGGCCUCAAGGUUGCAUUUGUCGGCGACGGCAUCAACGAUGCGCCGGCGCUGAUCCAGGCCGACUUGGGCAUGGCUAUUGCCACGGGCACCGACAUAGCCAUUGAGGCUGCAGACGUGGUGCUGCUCUCUUCUGUGCAGCCGGACGACGACGACGACGGCAUCGCGUUGCAGGAGUACGGCCGCAAGGACGGCACCGCAGGCAUUCUCGCCGCCCUGGACAUUUCGCAGCGCACGUUCCGCAGCAUAAAGGUGAACUUUGUCCUGGCCGUGGUGUACAAUCUGAUUAUGCUCCCAAUUGCGAUGGGUCUUUUAAUAAUUCCAUGCGGGCUCACGAUGAACCCGAUGAUUGCAUCGGCGGCGAUGGCAUGUUCUUCUGUGAGCGUCGUUUUCAACUCGCUCCGUCUCAAGAGCUGGAAGAUGCCCGUGCUGGACAACACACGUGUUCCAGAGGAGCGUGUUGACUGGGCCGACGACCAGGUUCUCUCGUCGAUGGACGUUGAAAAAAUGGAUGUCAUCGACAGCACGCGAGCCAGCUGGCGCAGCCGGUUCCUAAACCGGUUUAAAUCCCCAUACGAGAGACUGUUUUAA
This is a messenger RNA of Ogataea parapolymorpha DL-1, 3039 nucleotides long. RefSeq names its product Cation transport ATPase. Lineage: Eukaryota; Fungi; Ascomycota; Pichiomycetes; Pichiales; Pichiaceae. The transcript has a single exon. Gene Ontology annotation, biological process: monoatomic cation transport; copper ion homeostasis. Bases 1 to 3039 code for a protein of 1012 amino acids. Gene Ontology annotation, cellular component: membrane. Gene Ontology annotation, molecular function: ATP binding; copper ion binding; ATP hydrolysis activity. The record is from RefSeq and is a predicted model, not a curated record.